UCUACGUGUAUUCCGUCACCAAAGAAAUCUUAUAUUUCCGCUCCAAAAAAAAUCCUCUGGAUCGGAAACAUUUUCAGUUUCAAUUACCUCUUCAAGAAAAACGGGAGGCUCGCCAUCAUUCAAGAAAGUUACGCCAAAAUGCGCCAAGCAGGCGUGCCCGUCGCCGGAAAAACCGUGAUGGGUGCGACGAACUACUACGUCACGGAUUUGACCGUGUUGAAACACAUUUUCGUCAAGGAUUUCGACCAUUUUGUGAACCGUCGCUUCCAAAUGCCGAGCAAUGACGUGCUUGUCAACAAAAUGCUGAUUUUCCUCCAUGACGAACAGUGGAAAGGGUUGAGGUCAAAGUUAUCGCCGACCUUUACGACAGGCAAGAUUAAACGGCUCUUCCCCCUCUUUAACGACAGUGCAAAAAAGUUGGUCGCCUACGUCGACGAGCGGAUGGCGGAGUCGCCCCAUGGCGAAAUCGACUUGGGCGACGGAUACUCCAAAUUCACCAUGGACACGAUCGCCUCGGCCGUUUGUGGGAUGAAUUCGCACGCUUUUGACCAGCUGGACCCCUCACUUUUUGAACUGAUGGGGAAAAAAUUACAAAUUCAGUUUACCGUGAAGAACUUUUUCAAGUUUUUGAUAGUGUUUGGACUUCCCAAAGUUUCCGAGUGGUUUGGGAUUACAAUGUUUGAGGAAAAUAUGCACAAGUUUUUUAACGAUGGGAUUAAAUCUGUGAUUAAAGAGAGGAUUUCGGAGGGGCGGAAGGGGAACGAUUUUAUCCAGUUGAUGAUGGAGGCGAGGGAGAAUAAGUUGGUGAAAGAGGAGGAAAGUGAGUUGGAGAGGUUUGAGAGGGAUGCAAUUAUCAAGGGGGAGGUCAAAGGUCAAGGGAUCGACGAAGCGUUGGAUGAUGAUGGGAUCGUGUCGAAUUGUGUGCUUUUUAUCUUGGCUGGAUUUGAUACGACGCAGUCACUGUUGCUCUUUUGUGUUUAUGCGUUGGCGAUUUAUCCAGAGAUUCAGGAUAAGUUGAGGAAAGAAGUGGAAACCGUUUUGGAGGAAGGUGAUGGGGAUUUUACGUAUGAUUCGGUGCAUAAAAUGGGAUAUCUGGAUAUGGUGAUACAUGAAACUUUGAGAUUUUACCCACCACAACCGGUCACUGAUAGAGCUUGCAAUCAAGACUAUUUGCUCCCCGGUACCGGUGUCACGAUCUCCAAGAAAGAAGCCAUACUUGUCCCCAUAAUUGGAAUCCAUCACGACGAACGGUACUAUCCCGAACCCGAAAAGUUCGAUCCGGAACGAUUUUCACCCGAAAAUAAGGGAAAACUUAACCAGUUCGCUUUCCUCCCGUUUGGACAAGGGCCUCGGAAUUGCAUUGGGAUGAGAUUUGCCUUGACCGAAGUGAAGCUAGUGAUUGCCCAACUCGUUCACAAUUUUGAAAUUGAACCCUCCAAAAGGACGCUAAUUCCGAUGGAGUAUCAAAACGGAGCAUCUCUCAAACCAAAGGGGGGCAUGUGGUUGGCCCUCAAACGAAGACCUGGCACAAUUGCGACCUGAAUAUGCAGACACUUUCCAUGCAUUUAGUCAAAUUUUACCUGAUUUAAUUUUGAAUGCAAUUAAUAAAUAUACAAAUACAGACUUAAUUUAGUAUACGAAAAAUAAGUAUGUAAGUUUCGAUUUUUACGUUAUAGUUUCUUAAAUUUCCUACUUACUUGUCUAAAAGUCUCGUGAAUAAAAAUAAUUAUUUUAUUGAA
Molecule: messenger RNA, 1739 nt
Organism: Folsomia candida
Lineage: Eukaryota; Metazoa; Arthropoda; Collembola; Entomobryomorpha; Isotomidae
Product: cytochrome P450 6k1
Exons: 3
Coding region: 139-1542 (467 amino acids)
Molecular function (GO): iron ion binding; oxidoreductase activity, acting on paired donors, with incorporation or reduction of molecular oxygen; heme binding
Source: RefSeq, a predicted model, not a curated record